AUGUCACACCUCACCAUCGAUUUCGAAUCCGCCCCUGUCCCAUCUUCCCUACCGGGUACAGAUCAAUCCGGUCAUGUACUUCAUGAAAAACCUAUCAAGGAGAAAGACCUCCCAGCUGAGAUCACUGUUUCCGGAGCGGUAGAUUUGGAUUCGGAACAGAUACCUACCGAGGAAGAAAUGAUGAGUUUGAGGAAAGUACCUGGGGGUAUGCCCUUCGUGUGCAUCCUCAUGUGUCUAGUUGAGCUUGCUGAGAGAGCGUCAUACUACGGUUCAACUUCUCCCUUCAACAACUUUAUCAACAACCCUCUGCCUGUCGGAGGGAACGGAGCUGGUGCAGUGGCCAAAGGAUCUUUGGGAAAACAAGAAUCCGCCGGUGCCUUGGGUCUCGGGUCGAAAGCGGCAUCUGGUCUAGUCAAUUCUUUUCAAUUCUUAGCCUACGUUAUACCCAUUUGCGGUGGUAUUGUGGCCGAUACGAAAUGGGGUAGGUUCAAAACGAUUUGUGUGGGUGUGUUGGUGGGUAUCAUCUCUCAUAUUUUAUUGGUCAUCCCUGCUAUUCCAUCGGUUUUGAAACAUCCCAACGGAGCUUUGGGUUCUUUUAUCGUGGCUUUGUAUAUUCUUUCGUUCGCCAGUGGGUUUAUCAAGCCCUGUCUCGGCCCUCUACUUCUAGACAACUCUCCCGUCAGAGUCCCAUCCAUCAUCCACACCAAAAAAGGAGAAAGAGUCAUCUUAGAUCCUCAAGCCACGGCCGAACGUUACAUGUUAAUCUUCUACGGCUGUAUCAACAUCGGAGCUUUUUUCACCAUAGCCACUUCCUAUACCGAACGUUAUGUCGGUUUUUGGCUCACUUUCCUUCUCCCAGGUCUCAUCUAUCUACUCAUGCCUAUCAUCUUGUAUUACUGUAACAAACGUCUUUAUAAAGCUCCACCUCAAGGUUCAGUGGUAUUGGAAGCUUUCAAAGUUUUCAAAGUUUUGUUGAGUGAUGGUGGUUGGAAAAGAAUGUGGAAAGGUGGUGAUAAUUUUUGGAACAGGGCUAAACCAAGUUAUAUUGAAGCUAGAGAUGGUGGUUUGGAUAUUGAUAAAGUGUUUUGGGAUGAUAAAUUUGUGGACGAGUUGAAACAAUCUUUACGUGCUUGUCAGGUAUUCAUGCUCAUCCCGGUGUUCACCCUUGCCGAUGGUGGUAUAGGAAACCAAGUAAACUCUAUGAGUACCGCCAUGACACUCGACGGUGUACCCAACGAUCUUUACAACUCCUUCAAUUCCCUCGCAAUCAUAAUCGCAACUCCUAUUAUAACCUACGGCAUUUACCCAUUCUUUUCCAAAAUCGGUCGUCCUGUCAAACCCAUGACUCGAAUGUGUAUAGGUUUCUUACUCGGUGCUAUAGGUGCAGCCAUCGCAGCUAUCGUCCAAUGGAGAAUUUACAAAACUUCACCUUGUGGUUAUUCCGCAUCUACAUGUGAUGCCGGUGUUUCACCCAUAUCAUUAUGGUGGCAAGUCCCGAUCAUCUGUAUCCCAGCCGUUGGAGAAAUAUUCGUUAAUCCAGUUUCUUACGAACUCGCUUAUACAAGAUCACCAGCAAGGAUGAAAGGAUUAGUAUACGCUUUAGCUUUGUUCAACACGGCAGUAGCUUAUGCUAUUUCUUUAGCUUUGGCGGAUGUGAUAACGGAUCCUUUUUUGAUUUGGCCUUGGGUAGCAUUGGCAGGAGGUUGUUUCGUUUUGGCUAUUUUGAUACCUAUUUAUUGGAAGGAUUUGAAUGAACCAGUGUCGGCUUUUGCGGAUAAAACUAGGAUGGAGGGGUUUGAACAACCAAAGGUUUUGUUGGAACAUCAACACGAGAUGGAACAGACUCGGGCGGAUGAUGUGGGGGAUAAGAUUUAG
Tremella mesenterica DSM 1558 is the source of this 1875-nucleotide messenger RNA. RefSeq lists its product as uncharacterized. Lineage: Eukaryota; Fungi; Basidiomycota; Tremellomycetes; Tremellales; Tremellaceae. The coding region runs from base 1 to 1875 and encodes 624 amino acids. The transcript has 5 exons. Gene Ontology annotation, molecular function: dipeptide transmembrane transporter activity. Gene Ontology annotation, cellular component: membrane. Gene Ontology annotation, biological process: transmembrane transport. The record is from RefSeq and is a predicted model, not a curated record.